GUGCACCUUCUACGGGCACUCCUUCCGCCCAUGUUCGAAAUUCAGGACCGGAUUCGGCUGUGUUGAUGAGUGGUGGGGCUGCGGGUCGAGAAGAGGAGGCUACUGGUCAGCAAGGGAAAUCUGCGAUGGACGUUGUGCCGAGGCGUAAAAGGUCUGGUGACACGUCUGUUGCAGGUGUGGGAGACGAGGUGCCUGUCGUCGACCACAAAGACAAGUGCUGGAUGUUGGACUGGGUGGGUGGAAUCAGGGAACGCUGGGGUGGGCUGAUUUUGUAUGUGGUGAUAAAAGAUAACAUUGUUCCGAUUGGCGGUGUGGUUAAGUGGAGUGGAGAAAAAUCACCGUCGGCCAUGUUGGAGUUGACGAUGGUCCUUAACGCUAAAGGUGAGCGGAUGGGGGGUGUCAAACGCGUUGCUCUUCGUUGGGUCAAACACGUUGGGUAUGGCAAGAGGCUUUAUGACAUUUUCAAUCCGCCUGGGAUGGAGAAAUUGACGUUGCCGGACCUUCGAUCGGUUUUUGCAUUCUUCGACAGAUAUGUGGUCACAGGGCAUGAGCCGGUGGUGCAUGCUUCCGACCGCAUAUCUGAACAAAAAAGCGUGCUUUCGUCGUCUUUGGAGGCGGCUCCGUUGUCGAAACCGAUCAUUAUAGGUGCCCGCCCUCCGCCAUCACUUCGGACUAUGGUUGCUGCAACACGAGUUCCGAAAUCUGGGCAGAUCGGGGAGAAAGGUCCGUGUCGCGGCCAGAUCAUGCCGUCAGCCCCUAUGAAGCGUAGACCAGCAUCAACCAAGGAACCCGUUUCCUUGGUCCGCCCGCCACGAUAUGAGUUGGUCAUUCGUGUUGGGCCACAAUAUUUCGGAGAUGACGACGAGAAGAACGGUGCAGAAGAAUGGGAGCGUGAUGAAAAACGCGAAGAAUAUGAGGAGGGUGGCGAAGAAGAGGAAGUAGAGAGUGAACAAACAAUCAACGAGAGGGGUGGGCCGGGCGAGUUGGAGGGUCGUCUAGGGGUUGAGUAUGAGGACGAAGGGCAAGAAGAGGAAACGACCGGCGAGGGAGAGUAUGCAGAUGUGCAUCGGGGUUCCAAACGAACGCAGUUGCUCGCGUCGGGUCAUGGGCAUUGGGAAGCGGAUCCAGGGCGCGGGGAAAUGCACCGCGAAGUUGGGGUUGAGCCCGCGCAUGCCGAUGCAGUACGACUAGCUGAGAAGAAAAGUAAGAUGAGGCAAGAGAGGAGAAGUGCUAUGGACAGUAAGAAAACCAAGCAGGGGGGGGGAGCCAAGCAAGAGGAGGGCAAACGCAAGUUGAAAAUGCUAGCAGUUGAGGAGGCCGUCCAACGUACGAGGGAGGCUGAGGAGGCCAUGAAGAAAAAACGGCAGCCAAGGAAAAAAGCAGCGAAGGGAGGUGUGAUGGAAAAAACUUUCGUUUUUCCACUGGACCAGCCACAGUCGGAUGAAGACGCUGUGGACAAGACAGUCACCAGACCGCCCGGUUUGCAGAUUCUGCCGCGUAGGAAUUCUUCUGGUCAUUUGAGCAAAGGCUUCUUCCUUGAGUUCGACGAGAAUGGUAACCAGAGGCCGGAAAUGCAGUUCAUUUCUGUCAAGUUGGACAGGAUUCUGGAUAUCCCUGAUGAGGAAUUCAAAUAUAAUCAACGCUUCCUCGAUCAGGAGCUUAUUGAUGACCUUUACAAAACAAUGGUUGAGUCGGGUAAGGCAGCUAUCAGAGAGAGAACGACCGGGGCAGCCGGGGUGAAUAUAUGUGCAUUGUACGAGAAGCCUGUCCUUCUGUUGAUUGGGCUACAUGAUACAAUGCAUACUGAUGCUUCCAGUACGAAUGUGAAGGCGAGAAGAGUGACGCCCCGCGAAUUCGAUCUCCAAUCCGUGUGCAAGUACUACUGGUACCCUCUCAGUGGUCAAUGUUGCAGCGGUGAGGAAAUGUUCUCAAGAACGCCCUUACAUCGCCCGUGAGCUCCGUUUGGAUUGCUGGGCUUGAAGGCCUGUUUACUAUCUGGAUAGGAGCGUGAAAAAUUACUGCACCUUGAGCACUUUCCAAAAUGCGAAG
Messenger RNA from Chara braunii, 2049 nucleotides. Lineage: Eukaryota; Viridiplantae; Streptophyta; Charophyceae; Charales; Characeae. The record is from the annotation of a GenBank genome assembly.